AUGCUAAAUACCCCGCCCGAGCGAUUGGGCUUCCGACACGCGGCAAACACGAUCCCCGACACCGACGACGAUGGAAACAUACAGUACCCCGAGGCGCGCCUCGAAAUCGAGAAUGGCCUGCAUCAGCUGGAGACGCUGCUCGAAGCGACCGUAGAUAAAGCCUUUGACAAGUUUGAGAUUUACGUGCUGAGGAACAUCCUCAUGGUGCCGGAUGAUUUGGUGCAAUGGAUGCGAUUGAGCCACCACGAGAAUAUCUCAUUUGACCACCCGCCCGAGAAUGCUCCCACACCGGAGUCCAUCACCGCCCAGCGCAAAAAGCUACGCGAAACGCGGAAGCUGAACCAUCUCCUCCAACAAGAGAGCGCGCGAAACGAAGCCUUGAUCUCACAGCUCCGCUCCAUGCUCGCACCCACGGAAUCCCGCGCCCAAGGCCAGAUCCCAGCCGACGAGAGCAAUUCCAACCCCCUAUAUCCCCAGCUGCCUAACCUGUCCUUUCUCUUCACCGACCCAGCCGCCAAACGUCUCAACGUGGGUGACGAUGGCGGCCCGUCGCAUACCCCCGUUACUACCAAUACUACAUUUCUCCUCUCGCAACUCCCCGCGCUACAGGCAGUAUUGGCACAGCUACGACCAAAGUUGACGAAACUGUCUGCGUUGCUGGACCAGGCGGGCGAGUAUGAUACUAAGCGGGAAGACCGGAGGCGGUAUAUUGAUAGUCGGACGAAUUUACAUCUGGAACGAAUCGGUGAACUGGGAGGCAGGGCCGCUCAGGUCAGGGGGAGGAAGGUCGACGAGGCAGAAUUGCAGGCGCUCGAGAGCGUUGUUGGGAUGUUGGCGAAAUAG
This is a messenger RNA of Uncinocarpus reesii 1704, 843 nucleotides long. RefSeq lists its product as uncharacterized. Gene Ontology annotation, cellular component: nucleus; chromosome, centromeric region. Bases 1 to 843 code for a protein of 280 amino acids. Gene Ontology annotation, biological process: protein localization to kinetochore; mitotic cell cycle; mitotic sister chromatid segregation. The record is from RefSeq and is a predicted model, not a curated record. NCBI's taxonomy places the organism in Eukaryota, Fungi, Ascomycota, Eurotiomycetes, Onygenales, Onygenaceae. The transcript has 2 exons.